This is a messenger RNA of Suillus subalutaceus, 972 nucleotides long. RefSeq names its product peptidase C14, caspase domain-containing protein. The transcript is spliced from 13 exons. Lineage: Eukaryota; Fungi; Basidiomycota; Agaricomycetes; Boletales; Suillaceae. Gene Ontology annotation, molecular function: cysteine-type endopeptidase activity. The record is from RefSeq and is a predicted model, not a curated record. Gene Ontology annotation, biological process: proteolysis. The coding region runs from base 1 to 972 and encodes 323 amino acids.
AUGGCAAACUCUACCAAUGUUGGAAAAAAGAUGGCCUUGCUCAUCGCAGUCCAAUCUGUGAAUAAAAAAGGCUUCCUUCCCUUGCAGCAUGCCCACGAGGACGCUGAAUCGCUCAAACGCCUCCUUAUCGAUAAGUUCGAUUACCCUGAAGCGAAUGUUGUCUUGAUGAAGGAUGAUGUGAAGCUCCCAAAACAUCUCUGGCCCUCACGGGAUAACAUGCUCAAGCAAAUCACUAAAAUGGUUACAAAUGCAUCCGCAAAUGACUGUUUUUUCUUUUAUUAUUCCGGUCACGGAAGCCAAGUAACUUGCAAGCACCACACGGAAACAGAUGGAAUGGACGAAGUCAUAUACGCGUACACUGGCUGCUAUAUUAUUGAUAACAAACUAAGAAAGGCACUGGUAGAGCCUUUACCUCGAGGCUGUACACUUUUCGCACUGUGGGAUUCAUGCCACUCUGAGACAAUUUUGGACCUGGAACACUACAAGUGCAAUAAGUUAUUGUCUGGAGAUGCUGUGAGGACUCGGCGAAAGUCAAUCACGGGGCGCUUCUUGCCGGGUUUCGUGUCGAGGCCAAGGACACUCCUCGUCAACCAACAACCUCUACCGCGUGGCCGUGCGGGGAAUCCUUCACUAACGUUAAACAGCAUUCUAAUGCGACCUCAAUCUCCCAGCUGGAUUCCGCGCAUGUUUAUUGACAACUCACCUGCUGCUCUCCGUCGGGUUUUGUCCCCAGUCUCUUUGUUCAAGUGUACGGGUGACUGUCAGAAUAUGAAACCAGAAGAGCAGGAAGCAGCGCAUGUAGUUUCAUUGUCGGCGUGUCGUGAUAAUGAAUAUGCGUAUGAUGACAAUGAGACUCGUGGCACUGUGACUAAGUUUUUCAUUGAAUGUGUAUCACAAGAUCCCAAACCAUCGUUGUUCACCUUGCUCACACACAUCAAGUUCGGGUUCCAUCUUUUACCUGAAUCUUCCUGA